Molecule: messenger RNA, 810 nt
Organism: Mugil cephalus (flathead mullet)
Lineage: Eukaryota; Metazoa; Chordata; Actinopteri; Mugiliformes; Mugilidae
Product: nuclear apoptosis-inducing factor 1-like
Exons: 2
Coding region: 120-791 (223 amino acids)
Cellular component (GO): nucleus
Source: RefSeq, a predicted model, not a curated record
UCCAUAUAAGGGCAGCAGACGGAAGUGCCGUGUGCAAGCCCAACACAAACGCCAAGCGGCUACAUUCACAUAGUAAGCAACAAUAAUCUGGGAUCAGGGGGAAAACACGGGGAACUAAAAUGCUUAAAAGAAUCAAAAAGAAGAAAAACUUCUCUCCUGGUGAGAUCGAAACUUUACUCCUCAACGUGUCCUUAAGAAAAAAAAUCCUGUUUUCAAGUGUGCGCUGUGGAGUCAGCAGUCCAGUCAAGCGCCAAGCGUGGCAGGACAUCACCAGGGCUGUAAACGCUGUGGGUACAGAGCAAAGAACUGUGGGAGAAGUUAAGAAGAAAUGGUCUGAUAUGAAAACUGAAGCAAAAAAACGACUUGCAGCUGCGGGCCGUAGUGAUACGGGCACGGAGAGGGGGCAGGAAGUAAGAGCAACACACGUGGACGAGCGCAUCGGAGCCAUAAUCGGAGGGGUCUGUCUGUCCGGACUGAGGUCCGACCAUCAGGACAAUCAGGACAACGAGCUCCCACAACCAGAAAAUAAAUAUCCGACAGUGUUAGGGAUCAAAAUCGAGGACAUCAAAACCGAGCCUCCGCUACCAAGCUCUGAGGACAUUGACACAGCCGUCUCCAGUUCUCCGUCCACCUCUCAGAUCCAGUCUGGACCAUCAGGUGGAUCAGACACAGGGUCCCUCCUACAGGUUCAGCAGAAGAUCCUGGAGUGUCUUCAACACAUGGCAGGCACGUUUUCACAAAUUAACAACACACUGAAAGAACUUAAUGACACUUUGAAAAACUUAAAAUAGAAUAAAAAUCUUUUUAAAC